Molecule: messenger RNA, 2705 nt
Organism: Miniopterus natalensis
Lineage: Eukaryota; Metazoa; Chordata; Mammalia; Chiroptera; Miniopteridae
Source: RefSeq, a predicted model, not a curated record
AUGGCGGCGCAGGCCUUGAACCGGGGCAUCGCGGCUGUCAAGGAGGACGCAGUGGAGAUGCUGGCCAGCUAUGGGCUCGCCUAUUCCCUCAUGAAGUUCUUCACGGGCCCCAUGAGUGACUUUAAAAACGUGGGCCUGGUGUUUGUCAACAGCAAGCGCGACAGAACCAAAGCUGUCCUGUGCAUGGUGGUCGCUGGUGCCAUCGCCGCUGUCUUUCACACCCUCAUAGCUUAUAGUGACCUAGGCUACUACAUUAUCAACAAACUGCACCAUGUGGACGAAUCCGUGGGGAGCAAAACGAGAAGGGCCUUCCUCUAUCUUGCUGCCUUCCCUUUCAUGGAUGCGAUGGCAUGGACCCAUGCUGGCAUCCUCUUAAAACACAAAUACAGCUUCCUGGUGGGAUGCGCCUCAAUCUCAGAUGUCAUAGCUCAGGUCGUUUUCGUGGCCAUCCUGCUGCACAGCCACCUGGAGUGCCGGGAGCCGCUGCUCAUCCCGAUCCUCUCCUUGUACAUGGGCGCCCUGGUGCGCUGCGCCACCCUGUGCCUGGGCUACUACCGGAACAUCCACGACAUCAUCCCCGACCGCAGCGGGCCCGAGCUGGGGGGAGAUGCAACAAUAAGAAAGAUGCUGAGCUUCUGGUGGCCGUUGGCUCUUAUCUUGGCCACACAGAGGAUCAGCAGGCCUAUCGUCAAUCUCUUUGUUUCCCGGGACCUUGGUGGCAGCUCUGCGGCUACAGAGGCAGUGGCAAUUCUGACAGCCACGUACCCCGUGGGUCACAUGCCAUAUGGUUGGUUGACGGAAAUCCGUGCUGUCUACCCUGCUUUUGACAAGAAUAACCCCAGCAAUAAGCUGGUGACCACGAGCAGCACGGUCACAGCUGCCCACAUCAAGAGGUUCACGUUCGUGUGCAUGGCCCUGUCGCUCACGCUCUGUUUCGUGAUGUUCUGGACCCCCAACGUUUCCGAGAAAAUUUUGAUAGACAUCAUUGGCGUGGACUUCGCCUUUGCAGAACUCUGUGUCGUUCCUCUGCGCAUCUUCUCCUUCUUCCCGGUCCCAGUCACUGUGAGGGCCCAUUUCACUGGGUGGCUGAUGACGCUGAAGAAGACCUUUGUCCUGGCCCCCAGCUCCGUGCUUCGGAUCAUUGUCCUCAUCACCAGCCUUGUGGUCCUGCCCUACCUGGGGGUACACGGAGCCACCCUGGGUGUGGGCUCCCUCCUCGCGGGCUUUGUGGGAGAAUCCACCAUGGUAGCCAUAGCCGCCUGCUAUGUCUACCGGAAACAGAAAAAGAAGGAGAGCGGGCCAGCCGUGGAGGGGGAGGACUCCGCCAUGACGGACAUACCUCCAGCAGAGGAGGGGACGGAUAUCGUGGAAAUGAGAGAGGAGAAUGAGUAGCUCACGGCACACGGGCGCUGCAGGGACGGCUGGGAUCACACUCCAGCAGCACCUCCUCUCCCGUCGCGUAGUUGCUUUGGUUUUGGUGACGAAAGAGGCCUCGAUUCGAAGGUUUCGUGUAAACUCUGGCAUCCUGGGUGUGCCCACACCCAGGCGGGGACCUAGAGAAUGGUCUCUGCCGUUGCUUUGUAAAAACCAACAAAACACUUGACUCCAUGCCCCCGCUUCAUGAAAACUCAAAAGACAUAGCUGCCUCGUAGUCCAAGUUGUCCCCCUCUCCCACGGACGAUCUCUGCUUGGAACCAAAGGACUACGGCUCUGCCAUCCGUCACCCCGUGGCCACCACUGCCCAGCAGGCCACACGCUCCACCCUGUCCCUGUGCAUCUCCCUUCAGAUUCAACAGGUUACAACUGGGCUUUCUGUGAACGUGGCUGUGCAGAGCGAGGCAACCCCGGUGGCCUCCACCGCGGAAUCGUCGCCUGUGCGCUGCACCUGGGCAGAGCUGCGGCCUGGACGGGCUGUCCACGCUGAAGGAAGGACCUGAGAGCGCGCUGGGCAGAGGGAGGGAGAUGAUCUCCCGCAGGGAAGCUUGAGAUGCCCCCGGAGCCGCCAGCCCACGGCGCCGCCUCCUCCCUCCUCCCGGGUCGCGAGCGCUCACACCGCGCCCGCCCGCCCGCGUGUACAUACCUGAGCUAACCGUAACCCUGUCCUGUCACACACCCGUCACACACCGCACCUCCAAACUGCAGCAUCCUUCCGCAUGGCUUCCCCCGAAGGCUCGUUUUUCACUCACCUCUCCUGAAGGUGGCACUAGAGCAAGGGAAAUGGAGUUGCUCUAACUCUACACUUCUAGUUUUUACCGUGAACUGCAGCUUUAAGUCAUAAUCUAGCAUUCUAAUGCCAGGCGGCCGUAUCAUAACUUCUGCAGUAGAUGUACGACCUGGUUCAGCCAUUCUUAGUCAUAACUAUGCGGUACAGGUAAUUCUACAUGUACUCCCCUCUCAAGAUAAAGCAAGACAUUUUAUAAACAAUUUCAGAGUCACUAUGUGAUGUUCCCUGAGAUGACAUAUUUGAAAUCCAUUUAGUGCAGUAUAUUUUUCUAAGUUUUGGAAAGCGGGUUUUUUCUUUAAAAAAAAAAUAUGGACACAGUUCAGUAAAUUCUUGAUUUCGUCAAAAUUCCUAGACUGAAAGAACCUAGACACAAAAAUAUUUUAAAGAUAUAAAUAUAUACUGUAUAUGUUAUGUAAUUUAUUUUAGGCUAUAAUACAUUUCCUAUUUUCGCAUUUUCAAUAAAAUGUCUCUAAUACAAUAA